Messenger RNA from Rotaria sp. Silwood1, 738 nucleotides. The record is from the annotation of a GenBank genome assembly. NCBI's taxonomy places the organism in Eukaryota, Metazoa, Rotifera, Eurotatoria, Philodinida, Philodinidae.
AUGAUGAAUCAAUACCAUCAUUCUCAAACAUAUACAAAUUUUCCAUCUCAUCAUCAUUUUCAUCCUAAUAAUACAACAAUAAGUAAUAAUAUUACAACUAUUUCUCAAACACCAACAAUAACAUCAACAAAUUAUAAUUUACUUGAUGAAAAUUAUUUUUAUACAUCAUUUUCAUCACCAAAACAUUAUCAACCAAUAUUUUAUGAUUCAGAAAAUUCUUAUGAACAAUAUUCAAUUGAUAAUUCAACAACAAUUGAAUCAAUUUAUCAUCCAAAUCAAUCAUAUGAUCAAUGUCAUAAUUAUUCAAAUAAUUUACAAUUAAAUCAACAAUCUUAUGAAGAUUUUUCAUUAUCAAAUAAUCAAACACAAAUUAUUGAACAGUCAUCAAUUGAACAACAACCAAUUGUUGUUACCGAAGCUAAAUAUAAAUGGAUGCAAAUUAAACGUACACCAGCUAAAACAUCAGGUAAACCGACAGAUUGUAUCUAUGGUUCAUCAACAGAUUGUUUAACGAAUAAUUCAGCAAAUACUGGCCGAACAAGUUAUUCAAAUAAACAAUUGACUGAACUUGAAAAAGAAUUUCAUUUCAGUCGUUAUUUAACACGAGCAAGACGUAUUGAAAUAGCUACAUUAUUACAAUUAAAUGAAAAUCAAGUAAAGAUUUGGUUUCAAAAUCGUCGUAUGAAAGAUAAAAAAAGAAAACACGGAACCGAUAAUCUGGCGUAUGAUUCAAUGUGA